AGGCUGGCAGGACCCUGACCCCAAGAUGGCGGCGCCCAGCGAAGUGGCCGCGGCUGCCUCCGGCGAGAAUGAUGGCGGGGGCAGCGGCUUUGGGUCGUGGCUGGACGGACGGUUGGAGGCGCUGGGAGUGGACCGAGCCGUUUACGGCGCCUACAUCCUGGGUGUCCUGCAGGAGGAGGAGGAAGAGGAGAGGCUGGAUGCUCUGCAGGGGAUCCUCUCUGCUUUCUUGGAGGAAGAUUCUCUUCUUCACAUCUGCAAGGAGAUUGUGGAACGAUGGUCGGAAAGUCAGAAUGUUGUCACCAAAGUGAAAAAAGAAGAUGAGGUACAGGCCAUUGCCACCCUAAUUGAGAAGCAGGCACAGAUUGUGGUGAAGCCCAGGAUGGUGUCAGAAGAAGAGAAACAGAGAAAAGCUGCCCUCCUGGCCCAGUAUGCUGAUGUGACAGAUGAAGAAGACGAAGCAGAUGAGAAGGAUGAUUCAGGCGCCACCACAAUGAACAUUGGUUCUGAUAAAUCUCUGUUCCGAAACACCAAUGUGGAAGAUGUCCUCAAUGCCCGAAAACUGGAACGAGACUCACUUCGGGAUGAGUCCCAAAGGAAGAAGGAACAGGACAAGCUGCAGAGGGAGAGGGACAAACUAGCCAAGCAGGAGCGCAAGGAAAAGGAAAAGAAAAGGACACAAAGAGGGGAGCGGAAGCGAUAACCUUGGUCCACUCUGUUCUUUCUCCUCAUGGACUUGAUCAAAGGGAGAGCUGAUUGUGCACAUGUGUAUUUAAGAGAAAUGAGAGAACAUUGCAGAGUGCUUUUGUCCCUUUUGUUUACAUGGUCAAAAGGAAAAUCACAAACACUUCUAAUUACAAAAUGUGCCAUGUCUGUGUGGUGUGGGUAAUCAGAUUAUUGUAGUUGAUGUCUGUACCAAAGAUCUGGAAUGGCGGCAACUUUUAUAUUUUAAUCUUGAAGUUCUGGCUCCUUUUGGCUACUUAAAAAGUCUUCCCUUACCUAGGAUCGAUAACAGAAAUAUUCAGAAAGCUGACAGUUACAGUUUUCAUCCUAAAGGAGCAGAAUCAUGACCACUCCUUUCCCGAGAUGAAAUGUGGGAGCAUAAAGUACUAUUUGAAAGUACUAUUUACUCCUAAAUGUAUUGUUUUAUGGAUGAAAUAGAAAACUAAUGAAGAGCCCUACCUGGGUCUAGAUAUUAUGUUAACAUGGCAAUGACCCAUGAAAAUGGAAGAAAUUAUGUGGUGGAUGUUCUAGAUUUGAGGGGAAAACAAUUUUUUUUAAGUUUCAGCUUAUGGGAGGAAAAGGAGUAUCUUUUUAAGUGUAGUCACAUAUUUUUUUCCUCAUCAAGGCUGCAGUUUUGAAGAAGGAUGUGUAUUGGGUGGAAGGAGAUCAUUGUUAGCUAGAUUCAUUUUUUAUAAUCAUGUGUCCUCUUGAGCACUAGUAGAGAUUUUAAUCCUGAUGUGCCCUAAAACAUGAGUAUAAAGACCUGAUAAUUACAGGUUGAGAGAAACUGCAGGAACCAUGCAUUUAAGGAACAAACACUGGAAAUCUCUGCGAACACAAAGAUAUUUAGGAGUGUACGUUGUGGGUGCUCAACAAAUUUAUUGAAUGAAUGGAGAAACCAGGAGAGUCAAAAGUGAGCGGGAACUCUGUUUCUACUUUGGUCACAAGCCACAUUCAGUUGUAAAUACGGCCUUUCUCUACUUCAGGCAGUGGACUGUCAAGAAGCCUGAAGGGAGGCAUCUCCCUGACAAGACAAAGUAGGUAUUUUAUACCUGAGGUUGGCAAACUACUGCAGACAAGCAAAUUUGGCCCAGUCUGUUUUUAUAUAAUGCGAGUCAACAGUGAAUAUUGCAUUCUUAAAGUGUUGUAAAAGAAGAAACAUGUGAUAAAACUUUAGGCCUGUGAAGCCUAAAAUAUUUACUGUCUGGUCCUUCAGAGAAAAUGUUUGCUGACCUCUGUUUUGUACUAUUAACUAUGAGGUUAACAAAAAUUUUUACCUUUGUGCAGAAGGUAAAAAGAAGCAUGGUUAAGGAAAAGAUAUGUCACCUCUAUACACUCCUAUAAGCGUGGCAUUGCAUUUUAAAAAAGUAACCACCUUUUAAAAAAAUAAACUAUUUAAAUCACUGUUUUCUGAUUUAUCCUGAUUCCUUCCAGCUAUCCAUGGAAAUGAAUUGUGUGAAUAGUCACUUAGGAAUGUGAUGAAUUUUGCUCUGUAUUUUAUUUUGUUUAGUCCAAUAUGCUCUUUUAAUAGUAGAACCUUUUCCUAGAAUCAAAUUCUCUGCCUCAGUUUUCUUUUCUGUGAGGUUAGGUAUUAGGAGAUCAGAAAGAUUACUGUGUUUUUUUGUUAAGUCAGUAAAUUGACUUUGAAAGCCUUGGAAGUACUUUGGGAGUCUUAGUCCUCUGUGGCAGCAGCAAUAGGCUGUGGCCACAGAUAGGGUAUGAGGGAGCCAACUUUAUUAACCCUUAUUUUGGAUUUUUGGUUUAUUCUCACUUUGAUUUUGGUCUCUGCAGCAGAGUCAGGUUAUAUCCAUGAAUCCCUGAAGAGUACUUGCAAUUAUGUAUUUUCUAUUAUGUAUUCUACAGUUAGGCAUAUCCUGAGCUAAUGUUUAAGAAAAAAGGAUCAGCUCCCUAGACUUUGAGUAAGGUUAGCCACUUAAUUCAGGUGCUGAGAAAUCCUUUAUGUCUAAAAUGUUCAAUAUUGCAAAGGGCAAAUUUUAAACAACUGUAUCUUUUAUAGUGUGAUUGACAUUUUAAGCCAAAAUCAGAAUUUCAGUCAUAACAUUAAUUCCCAACCCUCUAAAACUUUAUAAAGUAGCGGAUGGUUCAAGUGGAAGGACACUGAUAUAAUUCAAGGUAGUCUUCAACCACUUUUGUAUAAAUUGCUUUGUUUAUUAAAAGAAAUGGAGUACACCAAAUUCUUUUGGAUGAGAAAUAACGGGAACAUCAGUUUCAUUACAGAUUAUGUGUGAUGUUAAUUUUAUGUUCUUAUAGAUUGUAAUUCAGAAGUACUGUAUAUAAGAACCAUCCAUUAGAGAGUAUACCUAUAGAAGGGGAUAACCAACUAAUUUGAGAAUUAUCUGCAGGGUGAUGUGAUUAACAAAAUCUCAAAUAAUUUUUGUUUGGUUUUUA
Lynx canadensis (Canada lynx) is the source of this 3129-nucleotide messenger RNA. It is a transcript of the gene CCDC43, whose product is annotated as coiled-coil domain containing 43. NCBI's taxonomy places the organism in Eukaryota, Metazoa, Chordata, Mammalia, Carnivora, Felidae. Bases 26 to 700 code for a protein of 224 amino acids. The record is from RefSeq and is a predicted model, not a curated record. The transcript is spliced from 5 exons.